AGAAGCACUUUCGUAGCUCAUCUAACUCGUCCACUGCUUCUUUGAUUUUUUGUUUUCUUUCGUCUCUUCUCACCCAGGCUGUGCCUUCUGUGGCAACUCCGUUCUCCUCUCUCUGCUUUUCCCUUUUCCUUGUGUGGCGAACAACGAACGGGCAGAGGAUUAUUCCAAAUAAAAAGAUAACUACAAAAUGGCGAACGUAGAAACCGAUGCGGCCAACGGCCUCGCGAACUCCAACGACGCCCUCGUCGGGGCGGCCGUGCUGAGCGCCCCCGGUGGCAACGGCGACAACGAGCAGGAGAACGAAGAUACCUGCCAGGUGCUCAUCCCACCGAAUGCUGAUAUGGGCGGUGACGAGGAGGAGGUGUGUGGUGUGUGCCUCGAGCCGCCCGCACCCGGCUGCUUCGUCGAGCUGUGGUGCUGCGGCAACAUACUCUGCGUCGCCGAUGCACAGCAGCUGGGCAAGUGUCCCUUCUGCCGGGAGGAGCCGUUGGUGUGGAACAUCACCAAAUAA
This is a messenger RNA of Leptomonas pyrrhocoris, 511 nucleotides long. RefSeq lists its product as hypothetical. Lineage: Eukaryota; Euglenozoa; Kinetoplastea; Trypanosomatida; Trypanosomatidae. The record is from RefSeq and is a predicted model, not a curated record. The transcript has a single exon. Bases 188 to 511 code for a protein of 107 amino acids.